Molecule: messenger RNA, 1284 nt
Organism: Durio zibethinus
Lineage: Eukaryota; Viridiplantae; Streptophyta; Magnoliopsida; Malvales; Malvaceae
Product: protein LIGHT-DEPENDENT SHORT HYPOCOTYLS 6-like
Biological process (GO): response to light stimulus; mRNA transcription
Cellular component (GO): nucleus
Source: RefSeq, a predicted model, not a curated record
CCAGCAGUAUCUUUUUUUUUUUUUUCUCUCUCUCUUUUUCUUUCUUUCAUUCAAAAUCGUCUCCUUUCUCACGAAUAAAGAAAAAAACAAGCAAAUCUUUCCCGUGAAAAGAUCCCACAGGGUCCUAGGAGCCUGCAGUUCUGUGAAUGAACCCUAAAGAACUAUAUACCUAAGCAAACAGACGAAGCUGACAGAGAGUUUGUGAGUGAGUUAUAGAUUGCUUUGAAUUUAGAUAGGCUUCUCCUGUAGAGAGACGACAACAAAUUCAGACAAGAACAAAUUCCGAAAUUGAAAAAAAUAGGUGGAAAAUUUUAUCACAGCCGAUCAUUAUCGAAAACCCUACACUUUUUUGUUUUCGUUUUAAGUCAAUGGAUUCUGCUUCUGGAGGGGGUGCUGCACACAACCCGAAUAGCAUCAACGAGGGUUCAUCAUCAGCUACAGCUACAGCUACAGCUUCAGCUUCAGCACCGCCUCCCACGACUUCACAACAAGGAGCAGGUGAGUCGUCUUCUUCCCCAGCUCCACCGAGUCGUUACGAGUCACAAAAGCGUCGAGACUGGAACACGUUCUUGCAGUACCUGAAGAACCAUAAGCCCCCAUUAACACUAGCUCGUUGCAGUGGUGCACACGUGAUUGAGUUCUUGAAAUACCUUGACCAGUUUGGCAAAACUAAGGUGCACGUAACGGGUUGUCCUUACUUCGGACAUCCAAACCCACCUGCUCCUUGCUCUUGCCCACUUAAGCAAGCGUGGGGUAGCCUCGACGCGCUGAUCGGACGGUUGAGAGCUGCUUAUGAGGAAAACGGCGGGCGUCCAGAAUCAAACCCUUUUGGCGCAAAGGCUGUUAGGAUUUAUUUGAGGGAAGUGAGAGAAGGGCAGGCUAAAGCUAGAGGGAUUCCUUAUGAGAAGAAGAAGCGAAAAAGGCCUACUGUCGCAACUACGGCUGUGGGGGUUAAUGUGUCGGUGGCUUCCAGUCAAGCUGUUGAUGGUGGUGAGGGUAGCGCCGGCUUUGGUGGCGGAGACGAUAGUGGUGGUGGAACUGCAGCUAAUGUUGGUACUGCCACCGCUGCUGUUACUACUGCUACCACGACUAGCGUAUAGUUAUUUUUUUUCCUUUUUUACUAUUUUUAUUCUUUUUUGCUUUUAAUAGCCGUUUUAAAUGUGAUUAUGAGUUAUAUAUAUCUGGCGGUUCUCUCUGAAAAUUGGAUCAAUAAACCAUGAACCAAAUUGAGUUAGAAAUCUAGUCUUAAUCUCUUUCGACCAGUUCUCUUUUUUCUCUGUUUGA